AUCGAAACUAAUAAUCUCAAGUAUUUAUCCUUUUCCCAAAAAUCAUAUACUUCUGUGGUGUCUAUAUAUACACCCAAUACUUACGUACGUGUCUAUAAGUGUGUUAGUAUUACGGCUAAAUGGGUCGGAGGAUAUCAGUGGUGUUGCUGCUGGUUUCUGCAUAUGCUUUUAUGCUAUUCUGUUUUGCUACCGCGGGCCAGGACUUUCAGAUACUCUGAGUAUGCAACCACUUUCGGGACAACUUUCAGAGCUUAAUGAUCCAAAAUAUGUGAAUGCCCUUUCAGCGUUGAAGUAUUUGUCUAUUUACGAGUGUGGUAUCAGUGGUUCCAUCCCCCUAACGUUUGGCAACUUCACAAAUUUGAUACAAGUGGACCUCCAUGGCAACAAAUUAAGUGGACAAAUCCCUGAAUAUUUUGGCAGUCUCCCAUCACUAAAUGUCUUGAAGCUCCAAGACAAUCUCUUGAGUGGUAAAGUUCCUCAGAACCUCAUUUUAAAAUCGGAAACUAUGUUGCUUAAUGUCUCAAACAAUCCCCAAUUGGAUGUCUCACAAUUUUCUCCACCAACCAUCUCCUUGUCACCUAUCACAACUCCUAUCAGCAUUGGAUGGAUAAUUAUGACCACAAUCACUUGUGCACUUGGAUUUUUAUGGUAGCCAGCGUUGCUAAAGAAUUUACAUUGGACCUUCAGUGGGAGAGCUUAUAAAGCAUUUGACUUUUUUACCACUUUAUAUAUUACUCUCGUUUAUUACAUACUGUUUUACUUUCAGACACUCAUACUCCGUCCAAAACUAUUAUACACAACAUGUUCAACUUUUUCACCAAACACGUAACUUUUGUUUUCGCGUGCUGAAUUAUGUAAUAAUAAGAAAAAAUAUGGUUGGGGUUACUUCUCUAACUGUGUUGGUUGAAGUUAUUGUAAAUGACCAUUUUAGCCGAUGCAGCUACUUCAGCCAGAACUUCAUAAAUUUCAGCAGAAUCA
Molecule: messenger RNA, 978 nt
Organism: Cuscuta europaea
Lineage: Eukaryota; Viridiplantae; Streptophyta; Magnoliopsida; Solanales; Convolvulaceae
Source: the annotation of a GenBank genome assembly